Molecule: messenger RNA, 1345 nt
Organism: Solanum tuberosum (potato)
Lineage: Eukaryota; Viridiplantae; Streptophyta; Magnoliopsida; Solanales; Solanaceae
Product: S-adenosylmethionine decarboxylase proenzyme 4
Exons: 1
Coding region: 37-1029 (330 amino acids)
Biological process (GO): spermine biosynthetic process; spermidine biosynthetic process
Cellular component (GO): cytosol
Molecular function (GO): adenosylmethionine decarboxylase activity
Source: RefSeq, a predicted model, not a curated record
UCUCAUUUCUUCAUACAAACUGUUUUUUCUUCAUCCAUGGCUGUUUCUGGUUUCGAAGGAUUCGAAAAGAGACUUGAACUACACUUCUCUGGCGAUGAUCCAAUCAUCCGAAUGGGUGGUCUCCGUCAACUGGACUUCGAAUCAAUUGAAGAAAUACUAAAUGCAGUGCAAUGUACUGUAGUAUCAGCUGUUGGGAAUCAAUACUUUGAUUCUUACGUAUUAUCGGAAUCAAGCCUCUUUGUUUACUCAACUAAAAUUAUCAUUAAAACAUGUGGAACUACUCAGCUAUUGAAAUCAAUUCUUCCAUUGAUUCAAUUUACAUCCGAAUUGGGAUUCAUUAUGAGUGAAUGUAGGUAUACUCGAGGGAAUUUCAUUUUCCCCAAAGCUCAACCUUACCCACACACAAAUUUCAACGAUGAGAUCUUUUAUUUACAAGAACAAUUACCGAUUCAUCUUUGUUAUAGAAAAGCCUCUGUUAUGCCAUCCAAAUUCAUUUCUCAUUCGUGGCAUGUAUUCACUGCUUGUAACGAAGAACCUAACAACGAUCUCUUCACUAUUGAAGUUUGUAUGACAGAGCUUGAUCGGGUACUUGCUAGGAAGUUUUUUAAGCAUCCAAAUAUGGCUUCAAAUGAAAUGACGGAAGUUACUGGAAUUUCGGAAAUUAACCCAAAUGCUUUGAUUUGUGAUUUUGUUUUUGAUCCUUGUGGAUAUUCCAUGAAUGGCAUUGAUGGAGAUCGUUAUUCUACGAUUCAUGUUACCCCUGAAGAUGGAUUUAGUUAUGCAAGUUAUGAAUGUGUUGGAUCAAUUUACGAUGAUCCCAAUGAUAUUAUUAACAUAUUGAAGAAAGUGGUGCAAGUUUUCCGGCCGGGGACUAUGUCGAUUUCGACUACGUCGACCAGCAAUGAGGUUUGGACGAGAAUUGCUAAAGCUGUUGAACCACUAGGGAUGAAAUGCCGGAGCUGCACAAUGGAUGAUUUUCCGUCAACCGGAAGUGUGGUGUUUCAGACUUUUACGUCUUGCCGGAAGUAGGUGGCGGAGCUGCGGCGGCGGUGGUGGUAGGAAGGUGGCAAUAUGGUGGUACUAGCACCUUCUGUGAUGGUAGAUAUGUGGUUUUGAGAAGUAAAGGGAGGAAGUAGGGGACCUUUUCUUUUUCUUCUUGUUGUUUUUUGUAUUUUUCUUUUUUUAUUUUAUUUUAAUUUUGUUAGUUUUUUUAGUUGAAAAUUUUUUAAUUAAAAAGAAGUAGAAAAAUAUUGAUGCAUGAGUUGGAUUGGAUGGUAGAUGAUCUUGAUGAUCAUCAAUGUAAGCUUUGACUUGUGUAGAGUGAUGCAAGUAAAUUUUCACCAUA